AUGGGCUGGAGACGCAGGUAUUGUCCUAGCCCUCUACUUAUAGCUCUCUUCGUGGCAUUAUGUGUUUUCUAUCAGUGCCUGUCUCUGUUUUGGAAAAGCACACGGUGGACUAAGGAGUGUGGCAUUGAGAGAAGUUUGGGUCUCCUGGAGGUGGCCAUACAGAAGAAGGAAUGCCUCUAUACGUGGAAUGGCAUAGUCACAAAGAUAAAAGAUUACGAAGACAGAUUUAAGAAGAAACCAAUUUCUGAUUUCAAGGAAAGGGUUCUAUUACUUUUUUAUCAUUCAACUGGGAUUGAAGAAUCUAUCCUUUACAAGAUUGUCCUAACAAAACUGGGGUACAAAAUCCAUCAGUUUACAGAUAUUGACAGCAUCAAAGUAUUUAUGAUUGAUAACCAAAAGUCUAUAGGGAGAGAUGCCUUUAUGUAUAUCCAUUCAAAUGAAAGCAUAGAGACAAGCUGCAAGGAAAAGCACAAACUUGCUGAAUUUGUACAACUAACACAGGUGAAUGUACUGCCACAAAUGCAGCAGAUAUUAUGCAUAAAAGAUGAGAUUUGUCAGCUGGCUGCACACUUCCCAGAACUGCAGAACCUCUCAGUGUGUACACAUCAGCCUAAAGGAUCACAGGACAGAACGAUAACCUCUGAUGCUUUUCUGUCAGACAAAGACAUAAAGAAGCGGCAGUACCUAACCACUUGGGGCAUAAACCAGUUACUUGAGAACCAGUAUCGAAAUGUGAGAGUCUACCAUCAUCACCAUCAUCAUCAUCCAUUUCAAGACUUUGUAGUGAUUAGGACAUUUGUCGUCAUCACAUCCUUGUCACCACUACGUGCAUUUAUUCAUUCCAUGGCAAUGGUUCAGACUGAGCCAAAGAAACUAUAUGCUCCAAUGCAGCUUCAGAAGUUUUAUCAACAUUUCUCCAAGUCCAAGUCUCCAUUACAAGCAUUUAACACCCUAAAGGAGAUGAUAGGCAAAUUGUUACUCACCUUGGAGGUGAUAAGUGAAGCCGUUACUACGAGACACAGUACACCGAACAGGUGCAGUAACUGCUUUCAGCUCUUAACUUUUCACAUUGGAUACAGCAGUGCUUCUCAUCCUUCAUUGCUUGAGGUAAAAGAAGAACUUAUGCUGAAUGAUCUAAAUGUGGAUGGCUACUCUACUAUGGAAACCAUAUUAGAAGAUGUAUUUCAUUUUGUAUUACAAAACCACUCAUCUAGUGUUUUAGAAGCAAUAGAAAAAGUACAACCGUGUCUUUCUCUAAAGAACACUUGCUGGAUGGACUCCAUUCUUGCGUUUACAUGGGAACAAAUGGAUAACUUAUGUUCUUUACUUCAGGAGCAAACAAAACUGGGAAAGCUUGAGAUGCUUUACCCUUCCAAUUCUGUUCUCCUAAAAGUGCUGAGACAUGACCUUUACCACAGAUGUAACCUUAGGGAAGAUCUUGGAUCAAUCCUGGCAGCACAUGACCUUCUCUCUGACUUGUGUGAAUGUUUACAGUCCUUACAAGAAAUCAAUCUGACAAACAGACAAAAAUUUCAAGUUGAAGAAAAGAAUUCACUGUCUGGUGUUUCAAGAGAAAAUGAAAGGGUAUCAGUGCCUAGAAAGUGGAUGAACUGCAGCGAUGAUAAUGAUACUCUAUCUUACAUCAGUCAUAUCUUCAGCAAUCCUCCUCUGGAUCUGACUCCUGCAUUCAGCCCAAAGAUCAAAGAAUACUAUGCAGAGCUGCCAUUUGAUGUAGUGACAGUGGAAAUUGGAGCAGAGCCUGCAAACUGCAAAAGUCAAGUGCACCUGGAUGACACGAAUGGACCACAAGUUGAGAAAUACCCACUUGGACUUGGUACAAAUCUUAUCUUUUUACACGUUACUGAUGAAUCCUCAAAUACACCUGUAUUAUUAAGAAGCUAUAGGAUAACUGUUUAUCGGGAAGAUCGGCCAAGUUUGCCCUUAUUUGACCACUACAAAAUGUGUGGCUUUGUACAGGAUUGCGGUCUGAUUAUUUAUACCGAUGAGCCAUGUGGGUUACAGGACAUUCCAAAUGAAACCAUUCCUGGGCUUUCAGAUUAUGGUCAAAGAAAGUGUGAGACUGGAGAUGCCAAAGGUCAUUGGUUGGUUCCUUGUUUAAGCUGCUCGGACAACCGGACAUGUGACUGGAGGGCAAUAUCAUGGCAGCCAUUUCAAUGCCAUCAUCCAGUGUUACAGAAUCAUCAACUACAACAGUGUCUGACAGAUAGAAAGAUAAUUUUCAUUGGAGAUUCCACAAAUAGAGGAAUGAUGUAUUAUCUGAUGGAGAGAGCAAAUGGAAGCCUACAAGAAUGGCAGAAGUCUCAUGACAUGAAACUCUAUAAUAACAUAAAUAGCGGAAGGACAAGAAUUAGUUACUCUUAUUAUCCACAGUUUUGGAUGGACACCAGAAAACGGCCUACUUUUGAAGAAGCCCUGGUAAAGCUCAUUGUAAGAACACGUCCUCUCAAGAACACAAAGCAGACCAUACUUGUUGUAGGUGGAGUACAAUGGCUCAGUUCAGAUCAUCUGCAGAUUAUUCAGAGAGUGUUGAAGAGGGAAAACCUGAUGAAUAUACUGGUAAUUAUAAAGUCCAUAGGGAUGGGAUUUCAUCUUCCAGUACAUGGUAUCCGUUCACUGUCACCUGUCCAAGUAAGACAGUUAUCUGAUGAAAAUAGCCUUCUCUUGAAGACAGCAAAACAAUAUGGUUACGAAGUAGUCGAUACCUUUAGUAUUACUAUGGGACGUUACAAAGAAUUCCUGCAAGGAAAAUGUGGAUGUCAUUUUCAUGAGGUUGUGAAAUCCAAACAAGUAAAAGAAAAGAAAAUGAAUCUUUUAAAGAACUAUACAUUUGGAGGCAAAAUAUUUCCCCUAAUUUAUGACAAUCUGCCAUACUUCCAGUCAAUGUAUCAUGUACAGGGUCCAGUGAAUCAAGUUUAUUCUGAAAUCCUUCUAAGCAGGAUAUGUACAUGACAAAGUAACAGUACAAACAUGGACCUUCCUCUACUGGACACUUACAUUACAGUGCGAUACCUUUAGUGCCGGAAGCAGACAUGGAUAAGCUAUAAACGUCACCACAUUAUGAAGGUUUCUUCCAAGUGACACUGUACCUUUACAGAUCUUAUAUUGGGUGUAGAGAGAUGUAAGUAUCCUGAGCAGUGCAGAAUAGGUAUCGUCAGACUUUCGAGAGAACCUCUCAUAACAUUAAUGCUGCCAGGACCAUGAGUUAUCUGGGCAUUCCCCAAUGGCUUCUGCCGGCCCCACUGGUAGAUCUCUCCUCAUACUCAAACAGGGAAAGGCUAGCUGGACGGAGAAGCAGACUACCCAAGUGACUCAUUGUCAGGCAGCUUGAAAGUAAUUACAGGUUUCCAUUAAACAUUAUUAAUUCCAGAUCUACCCAAAUAAAUAUAGGGAUUUAAAACUGACAGAUAGAAACAAGAGACAUGAGAUGUCACAUUUAGAAAAUGUGGUCAUUAACAGGUACAAUAGUGACUGAUUUUAGGAGUUUCCAUACAUGCCAGAUGCUCCAAGUCUAAUUUAUUAUUUGUGGUGUCCUGGUACAGGACUUGGUCCUGUCCCUCUGUCUAAGGUUCCUUCAGCCAGAGUCCCUCCUUGCUAGUAGGCUUUCCUGGAGGGCUACCCCUAGUCGCCUCUUAAUGCUGUGCAUUAAAUGUACAUAUUUAUGUAUUUAAUAGUAGUAUACCUUUGUAUAGGACCUUAGAGGUCAUGUGCCUUUAACCCCUUAAAGGGGUACU
Molecule: messenger RNA, 3752 nt
Organism: Hyla sarda
Lineage: Eukaryota; Metazoa; Chordata; Amphibia; Anura; Hylidae
Gene: CPED1
Product: cadherin like and PC-esterase domain containing 1
Exons: 22
Coding region: 1-2970 (989 amino acids)
Source: RefSeq, a predicted model, not a curated record